AUGGGGCAAGUUUUGGAGAGAACACCAUCGCUUAUUGAAGAGGCAUGGAAACGAUUAACAUUACGCAAGUCAGUGGAUGAUAUGCAAAUUGAAAUCAAUGAAAAUCCGCUUAAUCGACCACUGAAUUUUUUUCAUUUGAACACACUGGGAUUAGGAGCAAUUAUUGGUGCUGGUAUAUUUAUCUUAAGUGGUAAUGUAGCUGCAAAUUUUGCUGGACCAUCGGUGAUUAUUUCAUUUUUAAUUGGUUCGCUUGUAGCUUUUCUCGCAGCUUUAUCGUAUGCUGAAAUGGCAUCGAUGGUACCUAUAGCUGGAUCAUCCUAUAGUUAUAUUUACACAACAAUGGGUGAAUUUUGUGCCUGGUUAAUCGGCUGGAAUCUGUGUUUGGAAUACACAUGUGCUGUUGCUGCCGUCAGUGUUGGUUGGUCAACUUAUGUAGCAUCUUUUAUUGAAUUCAUUGGUAAUACCAGUGCUGAAUAUCGAAUUCUAAGUGCACCAAUCGCUUGGAAUAAUACAUCAGAAAAUUUUUAUUUGACUGGAGCAUAUUUUAAUUUACCAGCAAUUCUUAGCAGCCGUACAUAA
Messenger RNA from Didymodactylos carnosus, 579 nucleotides. The record is from the annotation of a GenBank genome assembly. Lineage: Eukaryota; Metazoa; Rotifera; Eurotatoria; Philodinida; Philodinidae.